UCGCAGCGCGCGUGUGUGGCGGCGAAGGGCGAAGGCGUUACGUUAGGCAGAACGACCACGACACGACGUGCUAAUGGUUAAUGGCUUCCAUUCGAUCGAGCUAGGCUUUUAUGAGCGAGCCGGAAUUCAAUCGAAAGAAAACACAUGAGAUAUGAUGCGAUCGGCCGGUAGAAUCAUAAAAAUAUGAUCGCCUGAGAUCCGUACGAUCGGGAGAGAGAUAAAUUUCUGGCCGGAGACGUCGCGGUCGUCCGCGAAUUACGUGCUGAAACUGCGCGAAGAGGAAGGACGUAACCGUUACGCAUUCUCAUCGUCUCGUUACGCUCUGGUUUCGGACCCUGAUGCGAGGAACAGCGAGGCUCGUCGCGACGUUGCAGGACACACAUCGCACUAGGUGACAUGCCUAGCACUCGUGAUAUUGAACGGGCUGAACGUAAUGGGAGAUUCCGUUCACGAAGAAGAGGCAGUGCGAGCAGCGACGUGAACCGACAACACAGCUUUGACGGUACGAGCGACAAGCGACACAGAAGACAUGGCAAAAGCAAGAGCUCUGGGAAAAAGAAGAAGAAACGUUCGCGCGACAAGUCGCUCGAGACAAUUCCAACUGUAGCUUCAUCUGUGGUAAAACCAUUGGUUGAGUACUCCGACGUGAGUAGCGAGGAUCUGUCGGAACCUGAAGCGGGAGAGAUACAAUCGGAGGAUAGUCGUGCUAAUAGUUACACGGACGGAGAAGUACCUGAAUCGUUCCUUCAAAGACGAUAUUAUGGCGGCAGCCCGGUCCGUGCUCUCGGAGCGUCGCCCAUCAGUCUGUCUCCGUCGCCGUCAGUUCAGCAUCGACACUCGUCGAGUAGUAGACGGUACGGCUCGUUGUCGAACGAGCAACAACAGCCGGCGAUGCAUGGCGCGACGCCGGAAUACGAAGAAGAAUCGAGACGAUACGCUCGACGAAAGGAGAAGAAACAUAAACGUGAGAAAAAGAAGAAGAGAAGUCUGAGUCCGUCGUCGAAUUCGGGUAAAAAGAAGAAGAGAAAAUCCAAGAGGCAUUCUCACAGCGUAAGCCCACAUCGCGUACUCGUUGAGGAGGAGAUGGUCGGUGUUUCGAGUCCAAAUCGCGAGAAGCAACCGUCGAUUGUCGCUUCCGUUAAUUGGUCGGAAUCACCACCGAUGCCGCUCAAGGACAACAUGUCACCCAUCUCGCCGGCUACGCCGCGCGAACAGAGGUAUCCCAGUGACGAUCCAGCGGAGCUGGAGAUGUCGCGGCAGACCUCUCGAAACGUAGUCACCCCACCGUCUCUCUUGUCGACGCAUGGACAGAUGGAAUCGCCGCACACGCCUCUGAUGCCUCCAUGCGCCAUGACGCCGGAGAACUUGAUGAGUAAGGCCUGCCCUAUUACCGUCAUAGCACCGAAGCACAACAGUCCCGAUCGACAGAAACGUAGUCCCAGUAUCCACGUGACGCGCCGUCCCAGCGUUAGUCCUGGACCCAUCGGUGGCGGUGGCUGUGGCGGUAGCAGUGGCGGUGGCGGAGGCGGAGGCGGUGGCAGCGCCACCGUCGGCAUCGGCAUCGGCAUUGGUGGCGGUGGCGGUGGUGGAGGAGGAGGAGUCGGUGUGAAUCGCAGCAGGAGGCCGCACAGUCCCCCGUUGAGUCCACCGUCGAGACGAAGGGAUCACAGUCCACCGUCGCGAAGAAGAGAUUUCAGUCCUACGCCGGUGCUCCACAGACUGAGGCCGCACAGCCCGAGCCCGGCCACCGUCAGACGGCGAGAGUUUAGUCCGAGUCCCGGAAGUAGUCAUAGACGACGAACGGACAGCGGAGUUAUUUCCCCUAAACGUAGAAGACGAGAAGAGUCCGAUCGACGUAGUCAUCGGCUUCACGAUAAAGACAGAAGGGACAAGCGGAAAUCCAGAUCAACUAGGAGUCCUACCACUGGAAGAUUGCACUUGCCUCUGUCUCGAUCGCGAUCGCGCAGUCCGGGGAGAUGGCGAAAACUGUCUCGCUCGAGAUCGCGUUCGCGUCCCAGAAGAAGUCGCACUCCAAAGAGAUCACGCUCGCCCAGCAAGUCCCGCAGUAAGACCUCGAGGAAACUCAAAUCGAAGAGCCCGCGUCCUAGAAUACCCUCUCCUUCUCCUCACAGGUCUCGUGCUAGAAGCCCGUCGAGCAUUACCGCCCGAAAUCUUCGAGUACAGGCCAAGAUCAGCGAAACCAGUUUAUUCGCGGAACUCGUCAAGGACCGUAAUAUGAGGGAGUUGGCGUACAAGAAGUUGCAGGCUGCAAAGGAAAAGGUUGGAAAUCAAGACGAAGUGCAAAUCAUAGAGAGUACCGACGAGAAAGACGGCGACGGUGGCAACGUCUCCUCCGAAAAUAAAGCUUCCAUUGACAAUAAGGACAGAACGACAUCGAUAAAUCACAAGCAGGAGCAGGCUGGCGCGAAGACUGGCGAUAAUGUGCUGCUCGACGUCACCGAUAUUCCCGUUCCGACGAGCGACGACGGUGCUGUAGCGUGCAAAACGCCACCGUUGCCACCAACAACCGGACAACCAUGCGGCAGUGUUCCGCUACCUAAUCCGAUGUCUACUGCGAUGAAUCCACUCGCUUCUCACGCGAGCAUCACCUCGCCCAAUCCGUCAUCGAUGAUGCAAUCCAACAGUUGUUCGAUCGUUGUGUCGCACAGUCCGAAUUUCCCAGCUCCUACUCCUGGAGUACAGCCACAACCACAGCAACCACCGCCGCCACCGCCGCCGCCGCCACCACCACUGCCGCAAUCCGCCGAAUCCGUAUCGUCGAACUCGGUGGGCCUGGCGCAAGUGUCCGCUCCUAUGCCCAUGUCGGUGGUGCCGCCGCCAAUUCCGCCUACACCGAUUUUACCCAACAUGUCUGUUCCACCACCACCGAUUCCUGUUCCAGCGCCCAACACUAUCAUGUCCAAGUUUAAUCCACCUAAUAAUCUUGUACAACUUAAAUCUGUGGAUCCUCCAAAACCUCCCAUAGUAACGUUCACGACCAAAAGUCUGAAGAGAUUACCAUUGCCACCUGGCAUUAACCAGAAUGACUUGGAAAGCAUAGAUUCUCCACCGAGCCGUUCUCCGAGCCCUCCCAGCAAGGCGCAAUUGAAACUCCCGUCAGUGGCAUCAACAAAGCCACUGCAGAAAAGGGGUAUCAAGGAUCUGCCAAUGCCACCAGUUGUACCUGGCUCGGAAGACUUGAGCGGUGAGGAUGAUCCAAACGCAACGCCACCGCGCUUGAAGGUUGAACGAGUGGCACCAAAACCGAAAUUGAAAAGACCGAAAAUAUUGAAACGCAGAGGAUCGCGAAACUGCCAUGCUCCCAUGUCGGCUUCUGGCGGCAAGGAUUGGGGCGAACGAUGCGUCGAUGUGUUCGAAUUCAUUGCGCAGAUCGGAGAGGGUACAUAUGGACAGGUGUAUAAGGCACGAGAUAAACGAUCCGGCGUGAUGGUAGCUUUGAAAAAAGUCCGACUUGAAAAUGAGAAGGAAGGCUUUCCCAUUACGGCAGUCAGAGAAAUAAAGAUUUUGCGACAGCUAAAUCACAAAAACAUUGUUAAUCUUAGAGAAAUUGUCACUGACAAACAAGAUGCUCUGGAUUUCCGAAAGGAUAAAGGUUCCUUUUAUCUAGUUUUCGAAUACAUGGACCAUGACUUGAUGGGUCUGCUGGAAUCAGGCAUGGUGGAUUUCAAUGAGAUGAAUAACGCUAGUAUCAUGAAGCAGUUGUUAGAUGGUUUAAAUUAUUGUCACAGCAAGAAUUUUCUACAUCGGGAUAUCAAAUGCUCAAAUAUAUUGAUGAACAACAAGGGUGAGGUUAAAUUGGCUGACUUCGGAUUGGCAAGACUUUAUAACGCAGAAGACAGACAAAGGCCGUACACCAAUAAAGUGAUUACUUUGUGGUACAGACCCCCUGAACUUUUGUUGGGAGAGGAACGUUAUGGGCCUGCGAUUGACGUCUGGAGUUGCGGAUGUAUCUUGGGAGAAUUAUUUUCCAAGAAGCCUUUAUUUCAGGCCAACGUAGAUAUGAUGCAACUGGAGAUGAUUUCGAGAAUUUGUGGGACACCUACUCCCGCUGUUUGGCCUUCUGUGAUAAAACUACCACACUGGCAUACACUUAAGCCAAAAAAACAGCAUAGAAGACGUCUAAGGGACGAUUUCGCAUUUAUGCCAGGAGCAGCCUUGGAUCUUCUGGAUAAAAUGUUAGAAUUGGAUCCUGAGAAGCGAAUAACGGCAGCCGAUGCACUUAAGAGUGCUUGGUUAAAAAACGUUCAGCCCGAACAGAUGCCAGCACCACAACUUCCGACUUGGCAAGAUUGUCAUGAACUCUGGAGUAAAAAGCGAAAACGCUUAUUACGGGAACAACAAGAGAGUGUUGCAGCAAAGUUGCCUCCUCUCCUUCCCUUUCCGAAUAAAGGAGGUCCCAACAAGGAUGAUCUGUCAGAUGUCGGGGGUCGUUCGAACACGACGAUGGCAAUAAUGCAGAUCAAUGGAAAAUAGAAGCACGAAACACCCUUCUCUGUUCGUGGCUUCGCUCUCCAGAGAUUGUUUAUUCUUAAACGAUUGAUUCAAUAGACUGUGUGAGAUAUACUUAAAUGUGUAUUUUUCAGGGCAUACACAACGUGCCUCGAUGAUAAUAUUUUAUCAUAAUCAUGUUUAUAUACCAUUUUAUUAACUCUUUGGCUGCGCUACGAAAAAUUUUUUAGACUUGGAAUCAAAUAAAGUUCAUAAACAAUAUAACUCAAUUUUAUUAAUUUCAUACUGAUUUAAUAUAAAAUGAUGUAAUAAAUUAAUAGUGAGUAUAAUCUCUUCUGUAGUCCUCUACUACAAAGUUUUCAAUUUCAGUUAUAUAACAUUUAAGUUGUAUACUUUACAUGACUGUAAAGUAUAUACAUUUGCAGCUAAAGGGUUAAUUAUUGUCCAUAGUGAACCAUUUUACAAGGAUUAUAGAAAUGAUUAUUAAAAUACUUUAUUAUUAUAAUCCUCUAUAUGUAUGCCUAAUAAUCGUCAUUCAUAACGUACGACCUAUAUACAAGAAGAAGGUAUACAUAUCCUAGUAAUCACUGUGAUUCAGUCUACCAUUCGUUUAUAAGGACGAUUGUAAAAAUUAAAUUAUCAAUUUAUUUAGUUAAUUUGCUUAAGUAUGUGUACAUAUCUCGUCAAUAUACGAAAGGAAAACGUACAUGUAUAUAGGACUUUACUAUAAAUAAAUGUACACAUCAACAUAUAUGUACCACAAAAAGAAUAUAAUGCAUGCGCUCACGUUAAUAUAUCGAAAUGAGAAAUAUUCGUAUAUAAUUUUUGCGCACAUGCAUACUGAUUUAGGUACUUUUAGAGAUUGAUUUAUAUCAUCUCUGUAUAAACGUAUGUUUGUGUUCAUAUUCAAACAUACAAGUGGCAAAAUGGUUGAAAGAAAUAACGAUUGUAAAUAAAUAUACAGGUCACAUCAACGUGAUUUCUCCUUGCUGUUUUUCGCGAAAAGACCUUAGGUAUCUAUAAGUAGAGCGUAAAACAAUCUGUACAAAUAGAUGAGCUGUAAGGCUCUAUAAUGUAAAUAUAUAGGCAAAAUACACAGGAUAUGCUGCUUUGGAAGACCGAAGAAGACGAAUAUGAGAAGAUCAAGAUUAAAAUCGUGAAGAUGUUAACCUUCUGUUAUUUUUAUUUAUCAUUAAUCCAAUUUAUUCAAAUAUUCAUUUAUUCAAACAUUUUCGGCGUACAUUUAUACUUUAAUCAUCCCCUAGCCUUGUAUCACAAUUUAAUGAUUUCGUAUUAUAGAUAAUAAUGAUGAGUUUCUCAUAAAAUACAAAUGGCGAACCAUUGUGUAUUUAUUUAGUAUUUACAUAUGUUUUUUUUGCAUGUGCGUUACUUUAACUGAUACUAUUUUUACGAUAAAAUUCAGUCUUCGGAUGUUUCCUAAUGUAAUAUCAUAGCAAUAUUGUAAAAUAAUAUUCGAAUGCUGCAAUAUAUUUAAGCAUACUCAAAAACAUUUACUUGAAAUGUUUUCAUGAGCAGUGAAUGAAUCUUUAACGAUAUCAAAUAUUUUAUUAUAUGAUUUUUUUAAGUUGUAAUAUUUUUUUUAUUUUUAUUGUUAUAUAUUAUGUACUAGUAUCUGUUGAAAAAGUCUAGCAAGCAGCACUCGACAAUUAUCAUGAAAAAUACUUAUCUGUUAGUAUUUACAGAUUCAUAUAUGUAAAAUAAUCAUAAAAAAUAUAUGUUACCGUUUCUCUCUCUA
Messenger RNA from Solenopsis invicta (red fire ant), 6226 nucleotides. RefSeq names its product cyclin-dependent kinase 12 (gene Cdk12). The record is from RefSeq and is a predicted model, not a curated record. Gene Ontology annotation, biological process: positive regulation of transcription elongation by RNA polymerase II; protein phosphorylation; transcription elongation by RNA polymerase II. The transcript has 9 exons. NCBI's taxonomy places the organism in Eukaryota, Metazoa, Arthropoda, Insecta, Hymenoptera, Formicidae. Gene Ontology annotation, cellular component: nucleus; cyclin/CDK positive transcription elongation factor complex. Gene Ontology annotation, molecular function: ATP binding; cyclin binding; RNA polymerase II CTD heptapeptide repeat kinase activity. Bases 397 to 4494 code for a protein of 1365 amino acids.